Molecule: messenger RNA, 704 nt
Organism: Drosophila arizonae
Lineage: Eukaryota; Metazoa; Arthropoda; Insecta; Diptera; Drosophilidae
Source: RefSeq, a predicted model, not a curated record
UUUUCAAUAGUUGUUAGACAACGUAUUCAGUCGUUUCACAAAAUACUAUAAUCUGUAGAUUUAUUUGUAUAGUCAGUGGAAAAAAUGCCCAACUUUAAUGGGGCCAUUAUUAUGCAUACGUUGCAGUUGAUCAAGACACCGGCAACGCUUCGUGAAAUUGUGGUGACAAUCUCUAAGAAUAUCGACUUGUCGCAGGAUGACCUCAUGAAGCCGGUCAAACAGACCCUAGACAUGGGCUAUCGUAUGGGUUUCUUGCAGAAACUAAAUGGUAGAUACUUUCUGGUGCCAAUGUCCUUUGAGACGCUCAGAUCUGAAAUGAAAUCGGCAGGCAGUCAGGGGUCCAGGGGCAAGCCCGAUCCUGUCGAAAAGGCCGACUUAAAGCCCAAAAUCGAAAAGCGAGCAACUGGCAAACAGCACCCACAGGCAGUGAAGGCAAUCGAGAUAUUCAAUAAGAAUCAGACACACAACAAUCAGUUUGCGUCGGGAAUGUUGGGACAUGAGUCUACGACCACAUUGAUGCCAUCAUCAUCGAUGCAGGUGAAAUCAGGUGGAUUGGCGCUACGUAAGCCGAAGCGCACACAGCAAAGUAUUAAAUAGAUGCAGUUGCAUCUACCAAUCUGCCUUCUCCCAAAAGCAGCGAAAAUUUACCGUUAGCCUGUUGUAAUUACUGUGUUGAGCAAUUAAAAUUAAAUCGAUAUGUCUAU